Molecule: messenger RNA, 1596 nt
Organism: Cadophora gregata
Lineage: Eukaryota; Fungi; Ascomycota; Leotiomycetes; Helotiales; Ploettnerulaceae
Exons: 5
Coding region: 237-1181 (314 amino acids)
Source: RefSeq, a predicted model, not a curated record
UCUGUCUCCAUUCUCUUUAUCCGUCUCACCCGUGAGGAGAUCAUCAAGAAUCGUGCGCUGCCAGACUUGAGACGAGAUAAUUGUGGUCUACCAACUCUGGGGUAUAGACAAGCUCGAGGUUCUACUACGCCUUGGCGCUCCGACCUUUCGACAACACCAUGUCUUCUAGGGCUCUAUCUUGACGAAUUCCGGCGGAAGAUGACAGCACCAGCAUAUUGAUCAUUCAGCACAGAAACAUGGCUACAAGCCAAGGAGCUUUACCUCCACCUCCCGGUAUCGUCGCAGAUCUGCGUCAUCCUCGCGAUGUUCUAAAAACAGUGAACUUUGUAGUACAAGGACUCUGUCUGGCAUUCGCUACAGGCUUUGUUGCUUUGAGAAUGUAUACAGGACUAGUUAUUCAGAAGUCAAUCUUUAAAGAAGACUGGGUGUGCCUCGCAGCUUGGAUGAUGUUCUCGGGGUAUCUGGCGGACAACAUAGUUCUUGGCUUUUUUGGUGGCGGAAAUAACGUAUGGGAAGUAUCUCGAAGCGAGUUAGAGGACUUCCUGAAGGUCAAUUAUGGAGGGCUUCUUCUUUACGGACUAACAGCAUGUCUGAUAAAGCUUACACUUCUUCUCUUCACCGCUCGUCUAUCCAAGACUGCUCACAAGUCCACGAGAGUGAUCAACUUCUUCAUCUUCGUAAUACUGGGCUUCUAUAUUCCAAUGCAAUUCGCCAAGACCUUCAUCUGCACUCCAAUACCCGCCUACUGGAACCGCGUACCAUAUCCUAAUUCAACUUGUCUAGACAUGAGGGCUAUAACCAUAUCGGACACAGUUAUGAGCACUGUAACCGACCUUGCCGUCCUGCUAGUACCCGUACCGCUGGUUUGGGGCAUGAAGAUACCGCUGAGAAAGAAAUUCAGGGCCAUCGGAAUGCUCGCGGCGGGAGGUCUUGCGGUUGUCGCAAGUAUCACGAGAUUGGUAUUUGUGAGACAUAUAUGGGAGACUCACAAUGGAACGCUGUAUAAUGCUGCAUUCAACAUGUUCGGGGCUGCAGAGACUUCCGUUGGCUUAAUUUGCGCUUGUCUACCCUCCAUGAGCUUAUUUCUAGCCCAUCAUAGGCGUGGGGGCUCGGAAGCUGCGAGUUCAUCAACGCCCGUUGUUGAGUUAGGAGUCGCUGAAUCGAUGCCGUUCAAAACUUAAAUCUGGGGUGCAAGAGGGUCAAAUAAAAAUCUUACACGACAAAAGAUCAACGCAUUUCUCUAACUAAUUCAUAUGGAUGAUGCAGGGAACUUUGAUAAGGUGUCUCUGUCUAUUGAGUGGACGAGCAAUUGUGGACUUUGAUUAUCGCGUACUAGGAAACCAGCACGCAAUGUAAUGAUAUAUUCUUGUCCCCCUACUCGACAUUAAAGAAGAACUUGGAACAAGUCACUUCCAGCUCUAAUCUUGAUUGAUCUGAUCAUAUGAUCUUUCUGGUUGUUUACAUAACUUGUACGGUUGUACCUAGCCGAGUUCGCUUGGAAACUCUUACAAACUCCCGGAAAUUUAUUAGAUACCAGAAGAACUCAUUCAUGGGUUACAUUAAGGUCACCCAUGGUUGAACCACUUUGAAUUCACC